UGCCGGCAAGUCGAAAGCCCCACAUCAAACUUUACUUUCGUUCCGUGCGGUUGACAUCGCCAUUUCGCCUGAGACGCGCAAUUCCCGGUCAGUGACUAUAUAGUACCCAUACUGAGUUCAAUUGCGGCAGGUUGCUUCGGAUGCAGCCGAAAGUCUUUUUCUUAUCGCAGGUUUUACGACUUAUUCUUUCUAACACGCGUCUGCCAGGCAUCUAACGCAGUCCAACACUCGGUAGACUUUAUUAUCUUUUCUUAAUUAUGUGUGAUGUGAAAAAAAUUAUAUCAUUAAGUGCUUAUGGUGUUAUAAAGAAAGAAAUGCGUCGUUUAAUAUAUAUAUAAUACAACAAAUAUAAAUCGUGUUCUAUGAAUAUUCUUUUAAUAUAUUAAAAACGGUUUGUCUUGGACUUUGAAUAUACUUUCUCUAGGCAAUAUAGCAAUGCUGAACACACGUGUAUUAACAUAAAAUAAUAAAACUGUUGUUAAAACAUUAAUUUUAAUGCCUUUGAAGUACGCCAAAUAUACUGAGUAUUGAGUAUUGGAAGGUCUACUUCAACAGCUGCGACUUAACGACCUGCAGCAAUUUUUCGACGCUUUGCAGUAAUUUAAACACAUCUGACGAGACCCCAGCUGUCAAACAUAAUCUACACGAAUUAGAAUCGCCGAGCUCACUAAUUGGUUUUGGAAAUUAAGAGAAAUUCAACGCAGGCAAUUAAGCGGAUUGCAGAUGCAGUAGUGAAGAUGAGUCGGAGCCUUGUGUCCAGGCUCAUCUCGAUUCCGAUUCCCGAAUAGAAACUAUAGAGAAGUGGUGCCAGUGCGCAGAAACACGAUGCUGGAGGUGGACAAGAUUCUGGAGAAGUGCGGCGACUUCAGCCGGCUUCAGAUGAUGAUGCUGCUGCUCUUCUGUCUGAUCAAUGUGCUCUCGGCCCUGCACUACUACUCGCAGACGAUCAUCAGCUUCGUUCCCAAACACUGGUGUGCAGACGGUUUGCCCGCCAACUUUGAGCCGCCGGAUGUGUCGAGUUGCCUGCCUCUGGACAGGAACAUUAGCUCUCCGAGUACCUGCUACAGUUAUGACUACGAGCUGUACAUGGGCUACCAGAGCUUCCCCAGCGAGAUGGGCUGGGUGUGUGCCGAUGCCUGGCGGCUCACUCUCGGCCAGUCCAUGUUCUUCGUGGGCUCUGUGGUGGGCUCCAUGGUGCUGGGCUACCUGGCGGACGUGGUCGGACGCCUUCCCAUCCUGAUCGUGGCCAACUUGAUAGCCAUGACCGGCAAUCUACUGACCAUCUUGAGCUCCAAUGUCACGCUCUUCUGUAUUUUCCGCAUGAUUUCGGGCAUUGCCACGGAUAGCAACUUUGUGAUGAUGUAUAUUCUGGUUAUGGAGUACAUGCGCCCUUCGGUUCGCACCCUUGGCCUGAGCAUCUGCAUUGGACUGUUCUACUGCCUGGGCUCCAUGGCGGCCCCCUGGAUCGCCGUGCUCAUGCGCAGCUGGCGGGGAUUCCUGCUAGCCACCUCCCUGCCCCUGCUGGUGGUGCCUCUGCUCUACUUCAUAGUCCCGGAAAGCAUUCAGUGGCUGAUUUCCAAGCAGAAGUACGACGAGGCAGUGGUCUGCCUGAAGCGGGUGGCCAAGAUAAAUGGGCGGCGGGUGGAGGAGAGCGCCUUCGAGGAGUUCAUCGAGGAGUGCAAGUUCAGCCAGCAGAACCAGAAGGCCUCGCCCCAUCUGCUCGACCUGUUCAAGACGCCCCGCCUGCGCCGCCACACGCUCAUCCUCUUCUUCAAGUCCAUGGUCAUCACCCUGUGCUACGACGCCGUAUCGCGGAACGUUCAGGGCCUUGGCAUUUCGCCAUUUGUGAUGUUCUCGCUGAGCGCCACUGCGAUUCUGCCGGCCUGCCUGCUGAUCAUCGCCCUGCAAGACCGCAUCGGUCGCAAGGCGAUGGCCUCCGCCUCCCUGCUGCUGAGUGGCAUUUUCAUCUCGGUCACCGGGGGCAUCAUCUUCGCCGCCGCUGCAUCGGAUAAGACUACAACCUUGCUGGUAAGCCUCUCCGUGGUGGGUCGCUUUGGGGUAACAGUGGCCUACAACUCGGGAGCCCAGUACGCCACCGAGCUGAUCCCCACCUGCGUCCGCGGUCAGGGAGUGGCUGCCGUCCAUGUGGCCGGCUAUGCCUUCACCUUCUUCAGCGCCUACAUUCUGUACACCAGGAGCAUCUUCUCGCCGCUUCCCGAGAUCAUCCUGGGUGUGCUGUCCUUGCUUGGAGCUGGUCUCUGCCUCCUCCUGCCGGAAACCCUUCAUCGCACUUUGCCCACUUCCCUGGAGGAUGGGGAGAUCUUCGGCAAGAACGAUCGCUGGUAUACCUUCAGCUUCCUGGAGAAACGCACCCAGUCUGCAGCCACUCUGGACACCCAAAACGUCAAGAUGUACUCGCAAUCAACGGAAUCGGACGUCUACUUUUAAGUCACCUCUAAAGAUAUACUUUUAGGCAACGAAAGUCGGUUGGGCUUAUCACUACAAUUGUAGUUUUCUGUAGAGCCCACCAAAUUGGUAGAGUAUACAAAAUAAGAAACGGUUUAAACAAAGUACGAGUAUAAUAUAAUGUACAACAGAAAACUAAACAACCAAUGAUUACAAUAUAUAAUAACAAUACAUUAAAAUUACGUAUAUCUUGUAUUGAUUGUUGCUUAUUGUAGUUUAAAGGCAUCAGAUUGUAACAGAAAAAAUUCUAGUUAAAUGUCCCAAACUGUAAAUCUGUACAGUACCUAAAUAUUAAGGCCAUUAAACCAUUUAUUUAUUGACACGUCAA
Molecule: messenger RNA, 2794 nt
Organism: Drosophila biarmipes
Lineage: Eukaryota; Metazoa; Arthropoda; Insecta; Diptera; Drosophilidae
Product: organic cation transporter protein
Exons: 5
Coding region: 826-2448 (540 amino acids)
Biological process (GO): transmembrane transport
Cellular component (GO): membrane
Molecular function (GO): transmembrane transporter activity
Source: RefSeq, a predicted model, not a curated record